AUGGCUUGUAAUGUAGCAGCUAAUGAUGAUAAUGCGUCUUCCUUUUACUCCGCGGAGCGCAACACAAUCACCUCUGUUUCCGAUUCAAGUUCAAGGCAACUUCUGAAAACCGUUAGUGACGUCAAGAAACUAGCCAUUGGAGACAAGACUCUAGCUCACGAAUCCUUGGACGAUGAAGAUGAUCUCAUGCGUACUGUUCCGUUCGUUCUCUCUUUCGACAAUCUCACUUACAGUGUCUCUCUUCGCCGGAAACUAGAGUUCCGUAAUCUCAUUCCAUGGCGCAAAAGCGAGGAUCCCGAGAUUGCUCAAAACGAAAAGCCGAAUACGAAAACCCUUCUCGAUAACAUCUCCGGCAAGACUCGAGAUGGAGAGAUCUUGGCUGUUCUCGGAGCUAGCGGCUCCGGGAAAUCAACUCUGAUCGACGCAUUGGCGAAUCGUAUUGAUAAAGGAAGCUUGAAAGGAACGGUGACGCUAAACGGAGAAACACUUCAGUCUCGGAUGCUCAAAGUUAUAUCGGCUUAUGUGAUGCAAGACGAUCUUCUCUUUCCUAUGCUCACCGUCGAAGAAACACUCAUGUUCGCUGCUGAGUUUCGCCUCCCGAGGAGUUUACCUAAAUCUAAGAAGAAGCUUCGUGUUCAAGCUUUGAUUGAUCAAUUGGGGAUCAGGAACGCCGCUACAACGAUUAUCGGAGACGAAGGUCACCGUGGAAUCUCCGGUGGCGAGAGAAGACGUGUUUCAAUCGGAAUCGAUAUAAUCCACGACCCGAUUCUCCUCUUCCUCGAUGAACCUACGUCUGGUUUGGACUCGACGAGUGCGUUCAUGGUCGUUAAAGUGUUGAAGAGCAUCGCGCAGAGUGGCAGUAUCGUAAUUAUGUCGAUUCACCAGCCGAGUCACAGAGUUCUCGGUUUGCUUGACCGGUUAAUCUUCUUGUCUCGCGGCCACACCGUCUACAGCGGAUCUCCGGCGAGUCUUCCGCGUUUCUUCGCCGAUUUCGGCAAUCCGAUUCCGGAGAAAGAGAACACAUCGGAAUUUUCGCUCGAUCUCAUCCGUGAGCUUGAAGAAUCCGCCGGAGGAACAAGAGGAUUAGUCGAAUUCAACAGAAAAUGGCAGGAGAUUACUCCUCCUGCAUCACCGUACCCAAAUCUAACCCUGAGAGAAGCAAUCGCCGCCAGUAUAAGCAGAGGAAAGCUAGUCACCGGCGGAGAAUCCGCCACUAUCCCACAAGGCGGAGGAAACACAUUGAUGGCCAUAUCCGUCCCAGCAUACGCAAACCCAAUCUGGAUCGAAAUCAAAACGCUCUCAAAACGCUCAAUCCUCAAUUCUAUCAGACAACCAGAGAUUUUCGGAAUCCGAUUCGCCGCCGUGGUUAUCACCGGAUUCAUCUUAGCCACAGUCUUCUGGCGAUUAGACAUUUCCUCAAAAGGAGUCCAAGAGCGGCUAGGGUUCUUCGCCUUCGCGAUGUCAACAAUAUUUUACACUUGCGCCGAUUCAAUUCCAAUAUUCAUCCAGGAACGUUACAUAUUCAUGAGAGAAACAGCUUACAACGCUUACCGGAGAUCCUCCUACGUUCUCUCUCACGCCAUCGUCUCUUUCCCGUCGCUCAUCUUCCUCUCCUUCGUCUUUGCGGCGAUCACGUUUUGGGGCGUGGGCUUAGAUGGAGGCCCAAUGGGCUUUUUGUUCUACUGUUUGAUCAUAUUCGCCUCAUUUUGGUCAGGAAGCUCUUUCGUCACGUUUCUAACCGGAGUUGUCCCACAUGUGAUGUUGGGAUACAUAAUCGUCGUCGCCAUUUUAGCUUAUUUCUUGCUCUUCAGUGGAUUGUUCAUCAACGCUAACAGAAUCCCAGAUUACUGGAUUUGGUUUCACUACAUGUCUUUGGUGAAAUACCCCUACGAAGCGGUUUUACAGAACGAGUUCUCUGAUACGACCAAGUGUUUCGUGAGAGGAGUUCAGGUUUUCGACAACACUCCGUUCAGAGAAUUACCAGAAGGGUUGAAGCUGACGCUGCUCGAUACGGUUAGCCGGUCACUCGGGACGAGGAUAUCGAGCUCGACGUGUUUGACCACUGGUGCGGAUAUUCUGAUGCAGCAAGGUGUGGCUCAGGUGAGCAAAUGGACUUGCUUGCUUAUCACGGUAGGGUGUGGGUUCUUUUUUAGGGUUUUGUUUUACCUCUGUUUGUUGCUUGGAAGCAAGAACAAGAGGAGGUGA
Molecule: messenger RNA, 2205 nt
Organism: Thlaspi arvense
Lineage: Eukaryota; Viridiplantae; Streptophyta; Magnoliopsida; Brassicales; Brassicaceae
Source: the annotation of a GenBank genome assembly